AUGCGUCUUCAAGUUCACGUUGUCCCAGGCGGUUCCCCCGCCACAGCUCCGGCGGCUUGUUCUUUUCUCGAAAUCGCGUCGCCCACACUUACUCUGGAGGCCCUUUGUGUCUCGAUAUCCAAUCGCUUCGAGAGACUCUAUCCCCAUCGACCGUACGGCUCAAACGUGCCCGUUACUUGCAUCAUUUUUGUUUGAUUCGCUGAUUGUGGGUGUGGGUGAAUUUAGACCGCUAAAAAUCGAUAAGAUCCAGGAUUCCAACGGCAAUGAUCUCGAUCUGGGUUACCUCGUUUCGGAUGUGUUCAGUGACAAGCUGGAAGACAAUCUAAACUCGAUCGUUCGCGUUCUACAGAAAUCUACUUUGCGCGAGUCUUCAAUUCCUCCCGAGUCGAGUCUACGGCCUCAAUUUGCACGAAAACGGAGAAGGUUGGGCACUGUGACGGAGGUUAAUAGUAAUGCUAGUCAAGAGCCGGCUCCUUCCGCCCACUCCUCCGAGAGAGGGAGGAUGAGAGAGAGGCUUCCGAAGAGACCACGAACAAACGACUACGUGGUUCAGGACUCAAUGGACGAUAGGGAGGAGAGAGAGGAGCGUUGGAGGCGGAGGACUGGCCAUGAUAAUAAACUUGGUGGUGAGCGUGAUGCUGGCGGGAUGGUUGAAGUGGCUGCAACUCAGCAGAGCGGUCAAUUGAGCCCUUCGUUGGGUAACCGAACUCCUUCACCCGAAAUCGCAAUCACAGCAACGAUCGAGCACCCGGGCCAACUACCUUUCAUAGAAGUGAAAGUUGAAGAUAAAGAGCAAGCGGAAGGGGUCCAAGAGAUACACUACUCCUCGCCUUACCUUCCCCAUGAACCGGGCUCUGCGGAACCGGACCAUCACUCUUCACCGACUCUACCCCCCAAUCCCACACAAAGUAUUGAUAUAGUGACCAACGGGAUCAGACGCAGCAUCUAUGAUAUACCUACUUCCUCUUCUUCCGAAGAUGAGCCUUCACUGCCAGUCUCUUCUCAUAGUAAUAAGGGAAGACAACACAAUGGCAACCCCUCCCAGUCACCCGCGUUGCGCAAGAAGGGGGCUGAGGAGGCGAGGUUGGCUGCAGAGAAAGCGGAGAAAGGGUGCGCUAGCGAGCAUGCCGCUGUCCGUGAAGACAUGCUCAAAGCAGCCCUGGCACACACAGAGAAGCUGCGGGAGCGACGAGCUAAGGAGAGGGCAGAGGCCGAGAGGCGGGAGGGAGAUAGAAGGGAGGUAGAGCUGCAGGAACAAAAACGGAUCGCUGCCGAAGAACUCGAGAAGCAACGUAGGGAGGAGGAGCGUGGGCGUAAGGAGAGAGCGGAGAAUGAGAGACUUGAGCGGGAGAGGCUAAAGAACGAGAGGCUCGCGAAGGAGAAGGCUGAGCGGGAGCGCUUAGCUGAGGAAAAGCGGGAGCAGGAGAGAGUUGCGAAGGAGAAGGCCGAACAAGAAAAGGCAGAGCGGGAGCGCUUAGCUGAGGAAAAGCGGGAGCAGGAGAGAGUUGCAAAGGAGAAGGCCGAGCAAGAAAAGGCAGGGCGGGAGAGACUUGAGGAGGAACGUAUACAGCGAGAGAGGGAGGAAGCUUUGAAUGAGAGGAGAGAAAAGGCCCGCGAACGAAGGCGUGUACGCGCCGCCGAGAAAAAAGCCAAAGAACGGGCCGAAAAGCCCGAGCGCGAGAAGGCUGAAAGGGAGAAAGCCGAAAGAGCCGAAAAGCUUGAACGUGAGAAGGCCGAGAAAGCCGAGAGGGUCGCUCGGGAGAAGGCCGAGAAGACCAAAAGGCUUGAGCGAGAGAAGGCCGAGAAGCACGAGCGGGAGAGGGCUGAGAAAGCACGGAAGCAAGCUGAAUAUGAAGAGAAUAAUCGUCUUGCAAAGGAGGCAGAAAAGCAGGCAAAGGAGAGAGCUAAAGAGCCAGCACCGAACUCCUCGGUGAAAGAGGCAUCCUCCUCCCAGCUACUUCCUCAGUCCUCUCAGGUUUUAACGACUGACCCCGAGUCACCGGUUCCAACCCCUAAUUCAACACUCAAGAGAAGCAACCUCAAGACUAAAAUUCUCGAGGGUUCAAGAAAACGGUCGUCAGUUUCUUUUGCGGAAGAUCUUACUGAUAUAUCUUCGCCCACACCCACUGGAAAAAAGGAUACACCAGCGCCAGUGUUAGGAUCAAAGGUUACUCCGAUAUUGCCUCCCGGCUACAGCGCAAAUAAACUCGUUGCAGAAGCAGUCGUAAUGAAGACGCCCGCAAGGCCCGCGGCAGGGGCAGAGCCACCCGCCAAAAAGACCAAAUUGGCUAUACUACCUUCGAUGCCCACCUCGAUAAAGAAGACCUCUCCGCAACCAAGUUUGCUGCCAACUCAUGCUCCCCCACAGAGGCGGGGGGCGGGGGAGCCAGUUCUGAAGUCAGAGCCGGCACCAGGGUCUGAUAGUGAGUCUGAACAUAGUACCGAUGAGGACUCAGGAGAGCCGGGCUCAGAAGUGUCGUACUCGGAAGAGUCGGACUCGGAGGAGUCGUACUCGGAGGAGUCGGACUCAGAGGAGGAAGAGGUAAAGCCAAGCUUAAAAUCAUCAGUUGUCAAGAAGAGCACAGCUCGUGUCAGGAGCGCCAAAAACGCUUCUCCAUUGAUGACACUAAAGCCCUCCUCUGCCGCCACGAAUUCCUUAAAGACACCCCCGAGCACCCAGCGGAGCUCUCAACGUCCCUCUCGCUCAGGUCCCCAGCUCCCCAGGAAAAACCCCGUCCCAGCACCUGCUACCCCAGCUACAGAAACAGACUCUGAAACCGGCUCAGAAGAUGAAGAGAUUGGCUCAGCGUCAGACUCUGACCUUGGCCAUGCACCAAAAACCACACCUACCACCGCCUCUGCAAAGACCAGCAAGCCCAAGCCCACCACCAUGGCUACCAAACACUCCCCGCCACAGCCCUACAAAUCCCUCACCGACCUGGAAAAAAUGCCCGUGCCGGACGUGCACGACAUACACUCCUCACAAGCGCCACUAAACCCCUCCGCCCACCUACCACCUUCGGGCACGGUGCGCAAAACCCACGACGGAGACGACAACGAUAGCAGCGAAGAAAGCAGUGAGAGUGGCGAGAGCAGCGACGAAGAGGGGGAAGUGGCGGGUAAGCGAGUAAUUAAUAGUGCUAAGAAGGCUGCCGCCGUGCCGGCCAAGAAGGGAGGAUUCCUAUCGGGUUUCUGGGGUAGGGCGGAGAAAUAG
Molecule: messenger RNA, 3214 nt
Organism: Tuber aestivum (summer truffle)
Lineage: Eukaryota; Fungi; Ascomycota; Pezizomycetes; Pezizales; Tuberaceae
Source: the annotation of a GenBank genome assembly